GAAGGCACUAAAUUUGUCACGAGGCUCUUUUUUUUAAAAUUAAAGGUGCUAAAAGGAUCUAACAAGUCACCAAAUCUUGCGACAAAAUCUCUAAUUUGGUGUUUGGACACGGAAAAUGGUUGUUAGUGUCAGAUAAGCUGAUUUCCUCCAUCUCUUGGACUGAGCUACUGAUCUCCUACAGUGCUCCAUCCCUUCACAUUACUACAAGGAAGUGAGCUGCACAACACCAAAACUGUUUGGCCCCUUUAAAGGCCAGACUCCAGUAAUGGAUCGAUUUGUGACACUCAAGAUCUUCUUUGCAGUUUUACUCUUAGGCAGUGGGUGUCGCUGCUGGAAGGCAACCGUGCAACAAUCAGUCACCGCCAUCAAGGGGACCUGCGUGUUAGUGCCAUGCAGCACUGACCCUUACAGUAAAGUCACAUGGUAUAAGUAUAAAUCAAUAGGCUACCCAGUGGUGUACUCCACCGACCGCAGCGAGAUAAUAGCUGAGUUUAAAGGAAGGACAUCAGUCCCGGGAAAUGCCCAAGAGGGAAACUGCACUUUAAGGAUUGAGAAUGUCCAGCAACAAGACGGCACGGUGUCCCUGUAUGUAUGGAUCUGGAAACCUGAUGGGCAGAACAAAGGAUUUUAUGACCAAAGCAUAGAAAUAAAAGUUUUGGAACCUAUGACACCUCAGAUUUCUGUGGAAAGCCCACAGAUAAAAGGGAAGACUUUCACUGCAACAUGCAAAUUCCACUAUUCCUGCCCCUCAUCUCCACCUCAGAUGUCCUGGCUGGGUUUGCAAUCCAUUUCUAAUGUAUUGCGCCACACGUAUGACAAGGCUGGAUUAUGGGUAACUGAGGCCACUGCUACAUUCAACAUAACUAACCAAGACCAGGCUGCAUUUCUCAGCUGCAAGAGCAUUCUCAAUAGACAAGCUUUAAUGAGUUCAUCAGUUUCACUGAACGUCUUAUAUGCCCCUACAGAAGUGAAAAUAGAUUACGCAGGAAGCAACACGGUCAUGGAAGGGAAGAAGAUCUCGCUUCGAUGUACCAGCAACAGCAAGCCUUUGCCCACACUCUAUGAGUGGCUUGUCACCCAAAACAACACCACCACAACAACCAGCCACAAAGGAAGUACUGUUGUCCUUCAAGAUGUCAGAAGACGCACAUCUGUUUCCUGCAUCGUCACUAACUCCAUUGGACGGACUGAAUCAAAGCAGCUAUCGCUUAAUGUCCAUUAUGCCCCUGCAGACGUGAGAGUAGAUUAUGAAGGAAGCAGCGCUGUGGUCGAGGGUAAGAAGAUCUUACUUAGAUGUGCCAGCGACAGCAGCCCUGUCCCCACACUCUAUGAGUGGCUUGUUACCCGAAACAACACCACCAUCCACUACAAAGGAAGUACUCUUGUCCUUCAAGAUGUGAUGAGAGACACGUCUGUUUCCUGCAUUGCCACUAACUCAGUCGGACGUGGUGAAUCCAAGAAGCUAUCACUCAGUGUCCAUUACUCUCCAUCCAUCCUGCCGAGCUCAUUUUGCUCCAUAACAGAUGGAACACUACGGUGUGUGUGUCAAGCAGAUGCCAACCCAAAUGCUGUCAUCUCUUGGACCGUAGAUGGCAGCAGUGCACUUUUUCCAUCCUACAACACCUCAACACAGCGCAAUGGAAGCAUGAUGGUGUCAGAGUUGACUGGACCAAAGAGCCACAAUGUCAUCUGCACAGCAACAAACGAUGUGGCCACUGAAAUCAAACAGAUACAUGUCCAUUCUGAAGGGAAUGCUUCAUCUCCAGGGCUGGUGGCUGGGGUAGCCGUGGUGGCCGUGGUGUCCAUUGUUUUAGGACUUGUUGUGAUAGCAAUCAAGAUUUGGAAAAAGAGAAGCCAUGCAGAGCCACAUGAAAACCUCAACACUGCCCAGCACAUGACCCCUGGUAAAAAGUGCCAUGAGUACUGUCUCAAUUCAGAUGAAGACCUGUAUGUUAACACAGUCCAGGGUCAACCGGCUUACCAGUAUGAAGAUCAGGAAGCAGAGUCCUGUAUCUACGCAAAUUAUGAUACAAGUUCCUGAAUCAUGAGGAAUCAAGCUGGCGAGGUGUUGAAUUGAAUGUUUUCUUCACUAAUGCAGUUGUAGUUUUAACAUUUCUGAACUGAACAUAUAUUUACCUUCACACUGUCCAAACUGAAAAUAUAUAUAUGGUCUAAUGUAUAUGUAUUGCUGCAAUUUAAAAAAAAUAUAUUGGCCUAAUGGUUAAAGAAGCAGCUUUGGGACCAAAAGGUUGCCGGUCCAAUUCCUUAGACCAGUAGGAAUGGCUGGAGUGCCCUUGGUAAGGCACCUAACCCCCAACUGCUCCCCAGGCUACCCACUGUAGGUGUGUCAGUGUCCUGUUGUACAUCGCUCUGGAUAACAGUGUCUGCUAAAUGCCUGUAAUGUAAUGAUGUAAUGAUUAGAGAAGCAGCUUUGGGACUAAAAGAUUGCCGGUUCAAUUCCCUGGAUCUUCAGGAAUGGCUGAAGUGCCCUUGAGCAAAGCACCUAACCCCUAAAUGCUCCCCAGGCUGCUCUGGGUGUGUUGUAUGUCACUCUGGAUAAGAGCGUCUGCUAAAUACCAUUAAUGUAAUGUAAUAUAUUAAUAAAUAAUACAUAAGCAGGUUUUUUUAAUGAAUUAAACUUGUACUUUUGAGUAUCUGUUUUUGUAUAUAAGACAAAAUCUGAAAUACAAUAUUGCUUUAAUGAAGAAUGGAUUUCUUGUCUGAAAAUGAAUUUGGUGAGAGGAAAAAUCCCCAUAGCAACAGUGUAUUGAACCAUGUCUUAUCUGAGUUAUUUGAAUUGAAUUAAAACACCAUUAUAAGAUCUUUGGA
Messenger RNA from Neoarius graeffei (lesser salmon catfish), 2829 nucleotides. RefSeq names its product myelin-associated glycoprotein-like. NCBI's taxonomy places the organism in Eukaryota, Metazoa, Chordata, Actinopteri, Siluriformes, Ariidae. The record is from RefSeq and is a predicted model, not a curated record. The transcript has 10 exons. Bases 266 to 2041 code for a protein of 591 amino acids.